AUGACCCAGACUCCUGAACCCCGGAUAUUCACGCACCGAUCCGUGUCCCCUCUGAAGGCCGCAAGCGAGACGUCCGGUCAUGAAAGAUUCCCUUCUUUUGAUCACAGCACCCCUCCAAGCCUCCAGGUCAACUCUGCUGUCGUCGCGGAAAGCCCGCAAGAACUCACUCCUACGCCACACCUCAAUGGCGAGUUGAAAUGGCCGGCGAGAAAAAUGAGCCAGAGGCUGCGCGACGCCCGGCCGGCAGGAGUAUACACACAUAGAUCCAGGCGAAGCGUCAGCGAUGCGAUUCACAGAAUCCGUACACGACAAGGCAGCGUGAGCGAGAAUGCGCAAGAACUGGCGGAAGCGCUGAAAGCUCCAGUUUCCUACAAACUGAUUGUGCUGUGCAUCAUCUGGUACUUAACCUCUGCCUUGACAAACACCUCCUCCAAGUCGAUAUUGAACGCCUUCCCCAAGCCAGCCACCCUCACAAUCCUACAGUUUGCCUCGGUCUCGAUCUGGUGCUUGAUUCUGACAGGCUUGUCAUCUCUUUUCCCGUCAAUCAAAAGAAGUAUACCUGCACUGAAAAACGGUCUCCGCAGACCUUCGUGGGAUGUCAUGUACACAGCAUUUCCUCUUUCGAUUUUCCAGUUGCUCGGCCACCUCCUAAGUUCAUAUGCGACAUCCAAGAUCCCAGUUUCUCUGGUUCACACAAUCAAGGGUCUCUCACCAUUGUUCACCGUGCUGGCCUAUCGAUUAGUGUUCCGGAUACGUUACAGGCAAGCCACAUAUCUAUCGCUCGUCCCGCUCACAGUGGGAGUCAUGUUGGCAUGCUCCACCGAUUUUUCCACCAACUUUUGGGGGAUCAGUGCUUCUUUGGUGGCAGCCAUCGUCUUUGUGACGCAGAACAUAUUUUCAAAGAAACUGUUCACCGAAUCAGCCCGCGCGGAAGCCGAGGGACAAACGCAUCUGCCCCGCAAGCUGGACAAGCUCAAUCUCCUCUGCUAUUGCUCCGUAGGAGCUUUCAUGCUCUCGGCGCCAGUCUGGAUUUACACCGAAGGCUUGGAACUCAUGCGAGACUUUUGGAAGGAUGGGUCAGUCGAUCUCUCUGAAAAGAGAGAUGCGAUGGAUCACGGGCAGCUAGCUCUGGAAUUUGUCUUUAAUGGAAUCUUCCAUUUUUUCCAGAACAUUAUGGCGUUUGUCCUGCUCUCCAUGUUGUCACCAGUUUCGUACUCGGUGGCCUCAUUGAUCAAGCGGGUAUGGGUUAUCGUUGUUGCGAUCAUCUGGUUCAAGAGUUCAACCACGUCCAUCCAGGUUGUCGGUAUCGUCCUCACAUGUUUUGGUCUCUACCUGUAUGAUCGGACAAGUAUGGAGGACGCUGCAGAACGAAGAACUCGGGCCGACCAUUUCCGUCACAAACACACACCACUCUUGCCUGUUGCCGAGGUGAAGACCCCAGGUUACCCUGACGGGUCCGAAAUUAGCAAUGACUACGUGAACGAGAUGUCAGAUCUACAUCCGAAGAGAGAUGAUAGCCGUGCUCGGCAAACCGAUUCGACCUUCAACUCUGGCUGGCUACCACCAGGCACGAAACAAGAAAGUACUUGGGCGGUUGGGGACAAAGAUGAAAAGCAAUAA
This is a messenger RNA of Fonsecaea multimorphosa CBS 102226, 1620 nucleotides long. RefSeq lists its product as uncharacterized. The record is from RefSeq and is a predicted model, not a curated record. NCBI's taxonomy places the organism in Eukaryota, Fungi, Ascomycota, Eurotiomycetes, Chaetothyriales, Herpotrichiellaceae. Gene Ontology annotation, biological process: phosphoenolpyruvate transmembrane import into Golgi lumen. The transcript is spliced from 2 exons. Gene Ontology annotation, molecular function: antiporter activity; phosphoenolpyruvate transmembrane transporter activity. Bases 1 to 1620 code for a protein of 539 amino acids. Gene Ontology annotation, cellular component: endoplasmic reticulum; Golgi apparatus.